CGCUCUCAUUGGUCAGUGCUCCUAUUUGUAGGCGUGGCUAUUCUCUAAAACGGGUGUGAAAACAACAGGUUUUUUGCAUGACUGCCACACAGCAUCCGGCCCUUUUUACUUCAUGAUGGCCGCCGCCUUGAGGGGAAGCCUUGUAUCAUUGGCCAAGGGCCUGACCAGCGCUGCCAUAAAGCCAGUGUGUGUGCGCUCACUGAGCCUCACAACCAAUCAGAAUGCUUCAGAGACUCCACCAGCACGGGCCGACAGCACUUUCAAGGUCACGAUGUUGCCAGGAGAUGGAGUAGGGCCUGAACUCAUGAUGGCUGUCAAAGAAGUGUUCAAGGGUGCUGAUGUACCUGUGGAGUUUGAGGAAUUUCACCUCAGUGAGGUGCAGAACAUGGCGAGUGAGGAGAAGCUGGACCAGGUGCUGACCUCCAUGAAGAGCAACAAAGUGGCCAUCAAAGGGAAGAUCCAUACACCGAUGGAGUACAAAGGAGAGCUGGCUUCCUAUGAGAUGAGACUAAGGAGGAAGCUGGAUCUGUUUGCUAACGUGGUUCACGUGAACAGUCUGCCAGGUUACAGCACACGCCACAACAACCUGGACCUGGUGAUCAUCCGUGAGCAGACUGAGGGUGAAUACAGUUCGCUGGAACAUGAGAGUGUGUCCGGAGUGGUGGAGUGUCUGAAGAUCAUCACAAGAGAGAAAUCACGCCGCAUUGCCAAGUUUGCCUUUGACUACGCUACUAAAAAGGGCAGGAGCAAAGUGACCGCUGUGCACAAGGCCAACAUCAUGAAGUUGGGUGAUGGGCUCUUCCUGCAAAGCUGUGCUGAGGUGGCUGAGCUGUAUCCCAAGAUCAAAUACGAGAACGUCAUCAUUGACAACUGCUGCAUGCAGCUGGUUCAGAACCCUUACCAGUUCGAUGUCCUGGUGAUGCCUAACCUCUACGGAAACAUCAUCGAUAACCUGGCAGCGGGAUUGGUGGGCGGAGCUGGUGUGGUGCCAGGGGAGAGCUACAGUGCUGAAUAUGCUGUGUUUGAGACGGGGGCAAGACACCCUUUUGCUCAGGCUGUUGGGAGGAACAUUGCUAAUCCUACCGCUAUGCUGCUCAGUGCUGCUAACAUGCUGCGGCAUCUCAAUCUGGAAUAUCAUUCUAACAUGGUGUCUGAAGCUGUUAAAAAGGUUAUUAAACAGGGCAAGGUGCGGACGCGAGACCUCGGCGGUUACAGCACUACGGGUGAUUUUGUCCGUGCCGUCGUGGCCAACCUUCGUCACCGGCCUGUGUCUUAAGGACUCUUGACAUUCCCCAGUAGACCACUGCCCCCUGCUUUUUACCCCUUUUGCCCUUAUUGUUUCCAUCACUUCUGCUGCUGUUUGUGUUUAAGACUUUAUUGCCUAUAUCACUGGUGUAUAGUUUUGGUCAUUUUGUCUGCUGUAAUGUCUUAUUUUGCUUUUUUUUUUUCUAUUUACUUUUGUCCUUUUCUGUUUUUCUUUCAGAACUUGUGCCAUAACCCAAUAUUCACCACCAAAUUCAAAGCACCAGGGUUACUGCUUGUUCACAUUAUUCACACUAGAAAAUCUCAUUCACACUAUUUCCUUUGACACGAGUCGUCUUAACCUGACCUCUCCAUGUCGGCCAUGUAACAUCGGCCGUAUUUCUUUCUUCUUAUACGUUCAUCCUAAGUGACAUAAGAUACUGACCUGUUAUAUCUCUGUACUUCUCACUUGAUCAGUGGCUGCUAGUGUUUAGCAUUUCAUAAAAUAUCGUGUGCUUGUUUCCUGUGUAUGAGCAAAUCACUGGAGUAGGUUAAGAGUUCAGUGGAGAUCAUUCAGGUUUUAAAAUUUCUGCAGAAACCCAACACAUUUUUUUUAUCUGCUGAUUUUCAACAGUAUUUGUAAAGGAUUAAGAAGUUGUUCUCAACAUUUCAUCAUUUCAUCAGCUUUUUUUCUUUCUUUCUUUUUAAAUAAUGUGAACUAGUUGAGGAGAAAGUGUUUCAUAUACCACAAAAAUCCACUAUUUAUGAUCGAACAGCUUGUUUUUCAAAUAACUUAAGGUUAAAAAAAAAAAAAAAAACAGGCCAAAAUAAAGACACUUCUAUAAAAAUAUG
This is a messenger RNA of Hemibagrus wyckioides, 2094 nucleotides long. It is a transcript of the gene idh3b, whose product is annotated as isocitrate dehydrogenase (NAD(+)) 3 non-catalytic subunit beta. NCBI's taxonomy places the organism in Eukaryota, Metazoa, Chordata, Actinopteri, Siluriformes, Bagridae. The record is from RefSeq and is a predicted model, not a curated record. Gene Ontology annotation, cellular component: mitochondrion. Gene Ontology annotation, molecular function: oxidoreductase activity, acting on the CH-OH group of donors, NAD or NADP as acceptor; magnesium ion binding; NAD binding. Gene Ontology annotation, biological process: isocitrate metabolic process; tricarboxylic acid cycle. The transcript has 11 exons. The coding region runs from base 113 to 1276 and encodes 387 amino acids.